UAUCGUCCGAUUGCAUCAAUUAAAUGUCGCCACGCCUCUUUUUCUCCUUGCACACAGGCUCCUCUAAACUGGGGCAAGAAAGACGAGCCAGUAUACGUGACGGAGGAAUCCGGCGUCGUCGGCCUUAACUUCCACCAGAGCAAAGAGGCUCUGAUUUACGACUCGACCAAUGGAAUAGCGAAUCAUUAUGAUAUAAAUGGUAAGCCACUGCCAAAUGCAAAAGGCGGAUCUGUGCUGGAGUGUGACGAUUGCGGCAGUUUUACAGACUGCUAUAAUAUCACCAGUUUGGGCAAGAUGAAAGCGCUUUUGCAGAAAAACUUCUUACGCAUGUGGAGAAACGUCGGCGUGAUGCUGUUCAUCUGCUUACCGGUGAUGCAAGUGAUUCUCUUCUGCUUGGCGAUCGGAAGAGAUCCAACAGAUCUAAAACUAGCUAUAGUGAGAGAAAUGUUUUAUGAAAAUAUGUCAUGCCCUAUUGCGAAGGAUUGUAGCUUCUCGCAUCUUAGUUGUCGAUAUCUCAAUUUUCUGGAUAACGAUACGAUAAUAAAGGAAUAUUAUCGAGAUCCCAAUUCGGCAAUGGACGCCGUGAAAAAAGGAGAUGUUUGGGGCAUGUUGUACUUUACCGAAAACUUCACGGAUGCUCUCGUAGCGAGAAUGGCCUUAGGAAAAGAUUCUGAUGACGAAACUCUCGAUCAAAGUGAGAUCAGAGUUUGGCUGGACAUGUCCAAUCAACAAAUAGGCCUGAUGCUAGCGAGAGAUCUUCAAUAUUCGUAUCGAGAUUUUGCUAAGGAUCUUCUAACUUCCUGCGAUCAAAAUGCAAAAUUGGCCGAUGUACCAAUCCAGUUCAAGGAGCCCAUCUAUGGCGACAAUGACCCUAGCUUUACGGACUUUGUGGCACCAGGUGUAAUACUGACCAUUGUCUUCUUCUUGGCGGUCGCGCUGACGUCAUCGGCACUGAUCAUCGAGAGAAUGGAGGGUCUUCUGGACCGAAGCUGGGUGGCUGGCGUGUCACCUGCGGAGAUUUUGUUCUCCCACGUGAUCACGCAAUUCGUAGUGAUGUGUGGUCAGACGGCUCUGGUAUUAAUCUUCAUGAUUCUGGUAUUUAAUGUCGAAUGCAAAGGCGAAAUCGGCUGGGUCAUCAUACUGACGAUACUUCAAGGGCUAUGCGGCAUGUGCUUCGGGUUUGUAAUUUCAGCAAUUUGCGAACUCGAAAGGAAUGCUAUCCAGCUGGCUCUCGGAAGUUUCUAUCCUACACUUCUUCUCAGCGGUGUAAUAUGGCCUGUGGAGGGCAUGCCGACGUUCCUGCGAUACGUAUCGCAAGGUCUACCGCUGACUCUAGCAACAACCGCCCUACGUUCCAUGUUGACCCGUGGCUGGGGCAUCUCAGAAUCGAACGUCUACAACGGCUUCCUAUCCACCAUCAUCUGGAUUGUCGUAUUUCUCACGAUAAGUCUCGUGGUACUGAAGUUCAAGCGCGGAUAAUAACUCAAGGAACUCGCAUCCUCGCGUUCAGAUUGUAUUCGAUGUGCAGUGCUUAGCGAACAAUUUCUUUCCGCGAAGAAACAGAACGCGAGAGUGCUGAAUCGGGGAAGGAAGUGUUCCCGAAUGUUAAACGAAUUGCGUUCGACGGAUGCAAGACGGAUGUCGCGAACAAAUUGAUCUGGAUUGUGUCGAUCGGAAAUUUGUGUUUUCACACCUGGCACCGAAGCGAUCCUUAAGAAAAGUCUUCUUUUUAUUCGCACAUUAUACAAUAGAUAGUUAAAACUAAGAUAAGACAUAGUUAGGAAGUAUAUAGAAUUUUACAUCAAAAAAAUAUAAUUAAAUAAAUUUAAAUUAUAGCAAUGUCAAGCAAUGGUCGAGCAAUUGCUUUUUUUAUCACAUCACGAAAUUCUAUUAUCUUAGAAGAGUUCUCUCACUCUCUGCUUUAUAAAAAAAAAUGUCGGUCAGCAUUCAAAAAGCUUUCUAUAACUGCCGUUAUUACAAUGCAUAAAUCGACAUAUAUAUAUAUAUAUAUAUAUAUAUAUAUAUAUAAAUAUUUAUUUCUGUAUUCUCGAUCGGCUUCGAUUCCGGGUGUCGACGCGUUGCCGAUACGAUCUCGCAGCACUCUCCACGGUGAAUGAACCUCUGAUUCAUGUGAUUGCUCCUGUGUGCACUUAAUGCUUGUAAAACGCGCGUAUGUGUAUGCCUGAGCUGUGUGUAUGAUAUAAAUAGUGGGAAUAAAUAGUGUGCGCAAAACUGCCGCAUUUGCCUUGCGGGAGUGCGUUUGUCUACUUUUAGGAAAUCUGUCCCUAUUUUUAAUCAACAUCUGUAAAAAAAAAUAGCGUGAAUGCCCCCAGGGUUCUCUGUUUCCCUGUGAAUCUUCUCUCUGUCAAAAACGAUACAAAAAUCCAGUUGAGAGUAUAUAACAGAGAGCAGAUUUUUUCCUACGAAGUUGAACUCAUCUUCGGCUAAAAAUUAUACAGAAAAUAUUAACUAUAAAAUCGCUUACAAAGGAGCAAACUGACAAAGUAAAAUAUUGCAAGUAUGCGACGUUUUGUCGCAAAUUAUAUUACAAUAAAUCGGUAAAUAAUUCGAUAGAAAGUACGUAAAGGUAAAAAAGAAAGUGAAUAUACACUCUGCAUGUUGUACAGAAAACAUAUAAUAUUUUAUUCCCCUUUCUCGUGUGAUCGCGCGCAAUUUGUAUAUUCACAUCCGCAAAUAGAGUCGUUUACGUUGCAUCGCGGAUGGUAGAGCUGGAGCUCGCUGAACCGCAUGCAAUCAUCUCACUGAUCGUAACCGUCGGGUUAAUACCUCCAGAAUACGAUCAAAAAUAAUACCAGUAACACAUUAUAAUAUAAAUUAUCGAGCAACAAACACGACACCUCCUAGUCCAACCUAGGUUCAAUAAUAAAGAUGCAUAUUUGCAUAAAUAGCAAUAUUUUUUACUCGUAGAUCUUCUCUAUUUUAGAGCAGCUAUCUCUGUCAACUGACUUUUUUUUGCUGUUUUCUCUCUAUACAUUCACUAUACGAUUGCAUAGAAUGCAUAAAAUGAGACAAAGGCAACAGAAAAUUUCAGAAUAAAGAGUUAGCUUAAUCUCGAUGACCCUAAAAUAGAGAUUUUUACAAUACAUACAAAAAGCUAUACUGUAAAAAUAAUCGUAUUCUUGAUGGUAUUAUCGGGUAUAGUAUACCUCUACAAAGCCAUACGAAAAUUUGGCACGAUGGAGGAAACCUGGUAAAAUAUCGACCCCAAAUUAAAACGGAAUCGUGUGCAGUUGAGGCACAUAAAUUUAUAAGUUAUAAUAUAGAUAAUAUAAUAUAGUUUAUUAAAUCAUAGCGCAGUUUUACUUGCCCAUGACUUAAAUACAUAUCUUUUAUUUAACUAUCAUAACGAGAUCGCAGAAGAAAUGAAAAGGAAAUGUCGCGUGAUCAGUGAGUAUUCCAUUUUAUUUCUUGUAUUAUUUUAUAUUGUAAUAUAACGAAAUUUGUCGUAAUGUAACGAAAUAUAACGAAAUACAAUACGACACGUUAUAUUUUACUUAUGAUAAAUUUCGUUACAUAAAGUAAAACGGAUUACUCCUUGACGCGACAUGAUUAUCAUUUUUUUUCCUUCCGCUUCCGCGAUCUCGUUAUUUUUUACUAAUGAAUGAAUUUACGAUGUUUCUGCGCAUGAACACAAGAACAGCAUCAAAAUUGAUUAAAAUUAUGUAAUAUACGAACAAAUCGUUAGAUACAUGGUGACGUAUAUAAUUCGUGUGAUUGCAAAUCUAGGUGUAUACAUAUAUAAAUAUAUUUUUUUAAUAUGUAAAAAUUUUAAUGUCGAAUUUUAAUACACUUUAUGUAUAGAUAAAUCAUAAUAAUCUUCGCUUGUAAAAUACAAUUUUACGUGUAAAUCUUUGUUCGUUUGUUGUCAAAGAGAAAUAUUGCGCCAUCGAGCAUUCGUCGACGACAAAGAAGAAAAAAAUUGUCCGAUAGUCAACGAAAAUAUGUGACGCAAAGGCAAAGCUUGAAAACACGUGUAUAAAAAAUGUAUAUUUAUUUUACUUACAUAAACAAAAUUGGGAAAGUUUCAA
Nylanderia fulva is the source of this 4049-nucleotide messenger RNA. The record is from RefSeq and is a predicted model, not a curated record. NCBI's taxonomy places the organism in Eukaryota, Metazoa, Arthropoda, Insecta, Hymenoptera, Formicidae.